CUUCCAUCGAUAAUUUUAGGUUAUGUCACAUAUUAUAGUUUUUUUUAUUAUUUUUGGCGUUGAAAGUUGCAAGUUUCUCUUCAACUGUUUUUAAGUGGCGGCGUGCUGAAAUAAGCCAAGGAGAUUAAUGAAUAUAAUCACUUCUUACAAGCUCAGGUUGCUUUCACAAUUAUACUGACGACAAAGAUUUCCUGGCAUCGUUCAGUGUGUCUGUAAUGUUUACAGAAUAAACUAAUACAACGUACAAUGAGCACUGGCUGUAUGACAUCGAUAAAUAACAAUCAUCCUAUUUGGGCAGUGCCUGGUUAAAGUUCUGGCAGGAACUAGGCGUACUGGUUUUGUAUUGUUUCCAUCAUUUCAACCACGCCGAUGCUGAGAAAGUGGCAAAUUAAGCAAUAUACACACGCGCAUGCGUGUAAUGGGGGCAGAUUUUAAUUAUGGAAAACGCAGAAUACAUCGACAUGUUGGGUCAAAACAAAUCUGAAGCCAUCAUAUUUGGUUCAAACGCUGUGAUCAGCGUGCCUUCUCCGACUGAUGGUCUCUCGCAAUAAACGAAGAACACAGAUUGUGGGUGUUUGAGAAAGACAAACGAAUGAGAAAUGGAUUUAACAUUUUGUUUCCCGCCAAGCGUUAAUUUUAUUAACUACGUGUACACUUGACUCAACAUAUCUGCAAGCUUGGGCUACUUCACAGUAAGAGGGGAUAUCUUGCGACUAGCACAACGCGCCAACUGCGAUCACUUAAAUGUUGACAGAGAUAUCAGGUGACCCAGUGCACUUCAUACUCGCCUGCUAAGUAAUGCAGGAAAGUUAAACCACUGCCGUCCGAGUCGAGGAGUUAUUUUUCUCUGAGGUGGGGCGGAGGGGACAGAAGUAGCCUUAAUUCGUACGAUCCUAGACUACUGUGACAGUUGAAUGUUCUAUGUCGAGUGGCGCGGUGUGGGACUGGCGGCUACUGCGCGAGGAUAUCGAGAACAAAGCCCUCUCUUGCAGCAUGCAAUAAUGUCAUCAGUUACAUUAUUAAAUUACACCAAGCCUGCAGAAGUUAUGUAGAAGAUGGCAAGGCUCAACAUCCUGUCAGCCGUGCUGCUGACCGCAGUCACCACGAUGGGGGAUCAGCAACCUUACAACUUGUACAAAGUGUCGCUCACGCAGAUUGGCUACAUUCAGUUCCUCAGGUACCAAGCGACGAUACCAGCCCUUCACGACUUCACGUUAUGCAUCUGGCUGAAGAGUAGAAACUUCAACAACUCACACCCAUUUUUCUCAUAUUCCAAAAACGAAAAGGAGCGCCUAGUGCGGUCGUGGCUGGAACCACCCUCAAUCGGAGGAAAGGCGCACGUGAAGCUCCACAUCCUGGAGCAAGAAGUCAUGAACGUCCCAGUGGACAUCAACCUGGGACAAUGGUACCACUUCUGUCAAUCUUGGAGUAACUCGGCCGGGAAAUGGGCCCUUCACGUUGACGGCAAGCUAAGUGCUGCCGGGGACGACUGGAAGACGAGUGACCUGGUAAUUCCUGGUGGAGGCGACGCAGUGGUGGGACAAGAAUACACGGACUUCGACAAGGGCUUGGACGACGGCAUUGAAGGGGAAGUCUUUGGUUUCAACCUUUUGACCUCUAAGCCAAGUGUUACCCGUGACUCUCAAAUUCUUUCCUGGUCUAAGACCCGGAACAACGCACUGAUCGUCCCUCAACCGCAUUACCAAGUGAACAGUGCUAAAACGCCCAGCUGGGCGACCUUUCGAUACCCUCAGUUACUACAAACAACGUUGAGAGGGCUUCCUCGUGAGAAGAAUCUGAUCAGGUGGCCCAAAGACACAGUAUUUUCAUGGAAAGCGUUAAGAGGCAAUCCCGGUUCAUCUAACAUCAAAUGGCCUCAAGACAGAACGUCAGAGACGCGAGACGCAGAUGUCGACCUAGACCCUGGACUCGAACUGGUGAAGAAAAGCUACAGCCACUGCGCUGCGAGGAGAGGCUCCCCGGUGGACGAGAGUCGCCUGCUGAUCGCGUGGGCCAGAACGCCGGUCAGAGUCUUUGGUGGGGCGAUCAUCACGACGGCUAGGCCCGUAUGUGGGGACUUCUAGCCAUUAGGUGUGCCAUAACACUUGUUUAUCCGCCGCGACAGACACAGCGCGGUCUGUCUGAGGUACCACACAACUCACAAUCCCAUAAAGCAGUGGUAAGAUAUUCUCUCCGUUUGCCAAAGUACCCCUUAAGUUCUUGUGCACCUGUAAUAAUACGUGAUUCAAAAGUCCCUGUGGACACGGACGUCAUAGGAGGUGACCCUUGACCUUGACCUCCCACUUUCCUUCACAAGCUGUGCCGCCGACGGUGAGUUCUUACAGGUUCAAAAAGGCCUGAACAAAUCUUAAAGCUGCCCACUUUAAUUCUUGUGCUGAGGUACAGAAUUUAUGUUGAUAUACUUCGACAUUCUACCACAGCUCGAAGAUGCUGUGCUUUGGUACAGCGAUAAUUUCUCUUGGUAUUAUUACUAUUGUUUUUAAUAUUAUUACGCACAAUGCUGGAUACUAGAUGUCAUUCAGAUACACAAAUAAAAUGCAAACACGACAUUAACCAUCAAUAUAUCACAUAUGAUGGACAUCCUAUUGUAAAAUAAACGAGUUCAUGUUAUGCAAUAAAAUUACGUUUUAAAAUAUUACUUUCUGUAAGGGUUUAGCGAUAUAAUAGUCCUAACCGUCAACAGGAUAUCCCAAAGAUAUGUAUAUAUAAUUAUUUGAAUCAAAUAAAGACAUUUUAAUAAACUAAA
Molecule: messenger RNA, 2767 nt
Organism: Zootermopsis nevadensis
Lineage: Eukaryota; Metazoa; Arthropoda; Insecta; Blattodea; Termopsidae
Product: neuronal pentraxin-1
Source: RefSeq, a predicted model, not a curated record